UAUAAUUUGGCAAACUUUGUUCGUCAAUUUUUAGUGUAAUUUGAUUAUUUUAAUUUGAACAUCAAAUUUAAAUAUCGAAUUCGAAUAGUUAGUAUAGAAUGAAAAAUUACUAAAAAUGAAAAGUUUAUCAAUGAGAAAAAAGAGCGGGAAGGGAGUAAAAAUUACUCCGGUGGAUAAAAAAAUGGUAAUUAAGAAAGUUGAAAUUGCGGUCGCCGAUUCGUCGUCCAAAGAUGGAAAUAGUCGGAAUAAGGUUUAUCCAUUUUUUAACGUUUCUGUUGAAAAAAAGGAGAACGACCAAUUUCCUGAAAAAUCUUUCAUUAAACACAAUUUACAAUUGGAGAAAAGAAUCGAUUUCAAACGUGGCAAUUCCGUGGAAUCCCCGAAUCCUGAAUCGUUUGCAAAUGCAAUUGGUCUUGUUCUUUUGUUCUCACAAUUUUUCGGCCUCUUACCAAUAUCAGGGAUAAAAUCGAAUUUACCGGAAAAGUUCAAAUUUAUGAGAACAUCACCAAGGACUAUUUACACCUACAUUGUAAUUAUUGGAAGUUUGAUCAUGUCUUUGAUAUGUUUGGUUCAUAUGGUGAAAACUUUAAACACCAGUUCCUUUAAAGUUCACGGAGGAAUAUCAGACGCUACAGUGGGAGCUGUAUUUUAUGGAAACAGUUUAUUUGGAACAAUUCUUUUUUUGAAUCUCUCACCGGGAUGGAUCUCUCUUCAACAGGAUUGGAGAGCAAUGGAGGAAUUUAUUGAUAAAGGCAAAGGAGAAAGGCCGAAGUUGAGAUGUAAAUUUUCACUCAUUACUGCUUCAAUUUUUAUUCCUGCUUUAAUUGAACAUAUUCUCAGUGUGGUUUCGAAUACACCUCCUGAAAUUUGGGGAAAUUCGACGUUUGACAAGUUUCUUCAAAUUUACACUAUAAAAUCACAUCCGUUUCUCGUAAAAAAUGUUCCGUACAAUUUUACUCUUGGUCUCUACACAUUCGUAUUGAGCAGAAUUGCAACAUUCACCUGGAAUUUUACCGACGCUUUUAUUAUGCUGGUUUCUACCGGUUUGGCUGAAAGGUACAAACAAUUGAAUAAAAUAAUUUCCAAUAAUACUUCUGGAACUUUCACGCCUGACGAAUGGAAACAACUUCGAGAAUAUUACGCGAUUCUCAGUACUCUAGUGAAAAAAGUCGAUCAGAAAAUAUCAUCAAUUAUCUUUCUGUCCUUCGUGAAUAAUCUCUAUUUCAUUUGUCUACAACUUCUCAAUGGUCUUUCACUUCCUGAUGACGGGAGAAUUGUGAGUGUGAUUUAUUUUUUCGGUUCAUUUUUCUUCUUAAUUGGACGAACCGUUGCCGUAACUUUAUUGGCGGCGAGAAUACACGAUCAGAGUAAAAUUGCGUUACCCUAUCUUUAUAAUUGUCCGCCUUCGACUUUCACUGGAGAGGCUCAAAGACUUCAGGUUCAACUCACCACCGAUGAAGUGGCCUUGACGGGAUUACGAUUCUUUUCAAUUACAAGAAAUUUCAUGUUAGCGGUGGCUGGAGCUAUUGUAACGUACGAAGUUGUGCUUCUGCAAUUCAACAUGGCUUUGCAAAAGUAAAUGCGGAAAUAGAAAGAAAUAAAGACGAAAGCAAUAAAAAAAGGACUUAAGGAUUUAAAGUAAAAGAGGAUUUGAGUAAUAUGUGAUUUUGUUAUCUCGUGAUGAGCUUUUUUUUAUUAUGAUUAACUCUGAUGCAAGAUAAUUUCUAUCUACUCAAAAAACAGUAUUAUAUUAUACAAAACUUUUUUAUAUGAAUAAAAUCAUCGUAUAUAACAAAUUUUCGAACAAUAUAAUUUAUAUUUAAUUAACA
Molecule: messenger RNA, 1829 nt
Organism: Leptopilina heterotoma
Lineage: Eukaryota; Metazoa; Arthropoda; Insecta; Hymenoptera; Figitidae
Product: gustatory receptor for sugar taste 64f-like
Exons: 9
Coding region: 116-1579 (487 amino acids)
Biological process (GO): sensory perception of chemical stimulus; detection of chemical stimulus involved in sensory perception of taste
Cellular component (GO): membrane
Molecular function (GO): taste receptor activity
Source: RefSeq, a predicted model, not a curated record